This is a messenger RNA of Phytophthora nicotianae INRA-310, 1569 nucleotides long. RefSeq lists its product as hypothetical. The record is from RefSeq and is a predicted model, not a curated record. Gene Ontology annotation, molecular function: pyridoxal phosphate binding; cystathionine gamma-synthase activity. Bases 1 to 1569 code for a protein of 522 amino acids. Gene Ontology annotation, biological process: transsulfuration. The transcript has a single exon. NCBI's taxonomy places the organism in Eukaryota, Oomycota, Peronosporomycetes, Peronosporales, Peronosporaceae.
AUGUCGCCCCUGACGUCGGAGCCACUGGGCAUCUCGCUGCCGCCUCGGGACACGAACGCCAUCUCCGUGUCCAUGCCCGACUGGGAGCACGUCGUGGGCUACGAGGAAGGUCGAGCGGAGGUGCUGGACGCCAUGGCGUGCGGCUACCCUCGCUUCUUCCGCCACCCGUUGGUGGUUGCGCUACAGACCGCUACUCAGAAUCAGAUUUCCCCCGACGACGACGUCAGCCAAUGGGAGGUCAUGACAGUACCAACCUCUGACGCAGCGGAGCGUCUCCGCCACUUCCUAUUGGCCAGCAAUUCUGAUUCGGUCAACAGUGAUGAGGUAUCAGUCCAUGUCGUCAAGAACGCCGUCCACGCUUUACGCUUCCCACGCCGCAUCAGCCUCACGGCCAAGCAGUUCUGGCAACACUCAGGAGAGAUCGUGGCUUCCCGCCACGCCGAAAAGCUUCUCCAAGUGCUCAAGAGCGAUGGAGAAGUGAAGAGUCCAGCAGUUAGAGGUACAGCCAGCCACUUAGCGCUCAGACAGCGCAUUUCGAAGCUCUACUUGCCCUCUGCAGACGCUAACAAAGUGGCUCUAUACCCUACUGGUAUGGGAGCCAUCUUCUCCACCGUGAGACUCAUACAACAGCUUCGUGGGUCGGACUACAAGAGCAUCUUGGUGGGAUUCCCCUAUGUUGACACUUUGAAGAUUCUGUCGAGAAAAGAGUGGUGUGCUCAAGGAGUUCACUUCUUCCCCACAUGCGGAGAAGACGUAAUGCAGCAUAUUGAGGCGAUUGUAGCCAAGGAGAAGAUUCUGGGCAUUUGGACCGAGUUCCCCAGUAACCCACUGCUGUCUAUGGCAGACCUUAAGCGACUGGCGAAAUGCGCUCAUGACAAUGGCACUGUACUGGUCGUAGACGAUACGGUGGGGUCCUACAAUGUCAAUACGAUGAAACAUGGCUGCGCAGACCUCGUGGCUACCAGUUUGUCGAAGAUUUUCAGCGGUACUGGCAACGUUAUGGGCGGGAGUGUGGUGCUGAACCCGGAGAGUCCGAAAUUUAAGGAACUCGAGGCGAUUUUCGACCCUGAAAAUGACUCUUUUAUCGUUGAGGACGACGUGGAGACGCUGUUGGAACAGUCCAAGGGCCUACACGAGCGUCUUGCUAAGACGAACGCUACUACAGCUGAGAUUGUACAGAGACUGCAGAAGCAUCCGAUGGUUAACGAUGUAUUCUACCCUACACUGGGCGAUGCCAAGAGUCUGUACGAUCCGUUCCUGAAUCCGGGCGACGAGGAGAAGCCUCGUUAUGGUCCGCUGUUCUCGAUCGUACUGCAUGGCGGCCUGGAGCCAGCCAAGGCAUUCUACAACGCUAUGACGGUCGCCAAGGGACCAAGUCUUGGUACGAACUUCACGCUGUCGUGUCCGUACACGCUACUCGCGCAUUAUGGCGAGCUGGACUUCGUGGAGUCCUGCGGCGUAGACCGCAACCUCAUUCGCAUUUCCAUCGGCCAGGAGGACGUUGAAGUUAUCUGGGCUGAUCUGGAGCAAGCCUUCGCCGCUGCUAGCGCCGUCUCGACGUCCAAAUAA